Capsicum annuum is the source of this 370-nucleotide messenger RNA. RefSeq names its product 60S ribosomal protein L37. Gene Ontology annotation, biological process: translation. Gene Ontology annotation, cellular component: ribosome; cytosolic large ribosomal subunit. NCBI's taxonomy places the organism in Eukaryota, Viridiplantae, Streptophyta, Magnoliopsida, Solanales, Solanaceae. The record is from RefSeq and is a predicted model, not a curated record. Bases 28 to 315 code for a protein of 95 amino acids. Gene Ontology annotation, molecular function: RNA binding; structural constituent of ribosome. The transcript has a single exon.
CAGAAGCUUAAGGAAAAAACUGCACAAAUGGGAAAAGGAACAAGAAGUUUCGGUAAGAGGAGGAAUAAGACUCAUACACUGUGUGUUAGAUGUGGUCGCCGUAGCUUCCAUAUCCAGAAGAGUUGUUGUUUUGCUUGUGCUUACCCUGCUGCUCGUCUUAGAAAAUAUAACUGGAGCGUCAAGGCACUUAGAAGAAAGACCACUGGAACUGGUCGUAUGAGGUAUCUCAGCAAUGUGCCCCGCAGGUUUAAGACGAACUUCAGAGAAGGAACCGAGGCAGCUCCAAUGAAGAAAGGCACUGCUGCAACCUCUUAAGUUUCUAAAGAAGCAGUUUGACCUUGUUUCAUUUUGAUUUUGCCUUCCAUUUUGU